Molecule: messenger RNA, 780 nt
Organism: Exophiala aquamarina CBS 119918
Lineage: Eukaryota; Fungi; Ascomycota; Eurotiomycetes; Chaetothyriales; Herpotrichiellaceae
Exons: 4
Coding region: 1-780 (259 amino acids)
Source: RefSeq, a predicted model, not a curated record
AUGAGCCUUUAUGCGAGCUUCCAGAACCACUAUCAACUACAGCUUCUAACAUGGUCGAUUACGCUCUCGGAUAUUGAACAAAUGCUCAACACGGCUGGCGAGUCCAGAGGGUUGCAAAUUGACCUACUCGACUUACUUCAGCUGCGUCAGGCCGCCGGCGAUCUUUUUCAUGGUUCAUCUCUUUUUUCACAACUUGGCCACAUCAACCUUCGCCCGGAGAAUGUUUCCCUAGACCGAUUAAGCCUUCUUUUUGGGACCCUUGCCAUUCACAGCUCUCCCAAUCCCAACCCACAGAUCAUGCCCGCGUUCCUUGAACUUUCGACCAUGAUGAUGGACAACUACACCGAGAUUCAACGCUGGAACUAUGUCCAUACCCAGCCUCUACGUGUUUACCUCAUGAUCUACUUUGCUAACCAGUACUGCUCCAUGACGCAUGCUAUAGCCCCGUUUAUCAACACGCCGGAAAUAUCACCGGAUCUAUUCAAUCCUCUUCUAACCAAGUAUCCAACCUUGCGAAGGUUUGUGCACCUUAUCUCACUCAAUGGCGAGGUCCUAGAAACUUUACACACUCGGCCUUACACAUACGAGAUUGUCCAAGAUCUAGAAUCCAUCAUGUGCCGUGUCUGCUCAACCAUCGGGAAGCCGAAGUCUCCCAAGGGGGACAAUGGGCAGACCUGUGAGCUCAACUAUGAGGUGCUGGUCCAAAUACAUGUAUUCUGUCUCGAGUUAUCCUACGGGCACCACUUCUCCUCUCAGAAGCACACUGGAUUCUAUCCUUGA